Molecule: messenger RNA, 2748 nt
Organism: Leishmania braziliensis MHOM/BR/75/M2904
Lineage: Eukaryota; Euglenozoa; Kinetoplastea; Trypanosomatida; Trypanosomatidae
Exons: 1
Coding region: 1-2748 (915 amino acids)
Molecular function (GO): 2 iron, 2 sulfur cluster binding
Source: RefSeq, a predicted model, not a curated record
AUGCUGCGCAGUCUGUUCAAGUCGUGCGUCUCGUCGAGCUCGACGCCGCAGGACACUUUCAAGCGCGUGCACGCAGGUCUCGCCAACCCGCCGCUGUCGAGCAGCUCAGCCGCAGACAGCAGCGCUGCCACUUUACCACAAUCCCGCAUUGUCGACCCGUAUCACUUCAUUGUGUGUCAGCACGGUGUUCUCGGCAGCGCGGCUGACUUCGAAAACGUCAUUGUCGACUUGUUUGUGAAGUAUGAGGUGGGCGUGCUGGAUACGACGGAGAUGGUAUCGGCGGCAGUAAGGUCGGAGGCUAUGCAUGCGGCGAAGAGAGGCAUGCCUGCGCGAGGUCAACUCUCGGGGUCUACGCCGCCCAUCUACAGCACAGCGGGCCCCGAGUACCGAAGCUCAGGUAUUCCUCCCUCUGCGUGCGUUUCUCUCGAGUGCAUUCCUGGAACCUGUGGAACCUGCCGUACCGUACUGAGUUCCCCAAGCAGCGCACCGCCCGUGUCGGGGUGCAAGAUGAGCAUGUCGAGUUCCACCAACGGAUAUGUCAUGCCGAGCACCGAGCUACAGGAAGUCCCGUGGACAACAGCUGGUGCGAGGGCAGUGGCAGCACAGCAGCAACAUCCACAGCCGGCAGCUUUCGUUCGCGAUAUCGCAGACGGUGCCGACAGUGCUUCAGGAUUGCAUGAGGUGGCUCCCAGCUCAAACUCGGAUAAUGCCUUGACCUCUGAGCAGCGGGCGCGGCGCGCCGCGUACAAGGACACCUAUCGCUUGCAUAUUGAGUAUCCAAACAACAUGAAGGGGCGUCUCUACCGCAGCGGCAACUUGCAGUGCUUCUCACCGGGCAGCAAUGAGUACCUCCGCACGUAUGCCGGAACACAGAUUUGUGCGCGCAGGAUGCUGGAAGAGGUGGUCCCUGCUCUGCACACGUGGCUGGAUGAGGUGGAGUCGAAGGAGCAGCAGCGCCGGGCCAACUGGGCAGUUUACGCUCGAAAAGUGGGCACAGACGACGCGGCGCGACUCUCAGCGGAGGCAGCGGCACCGCUGCCGAUAUGCCUCUCCUUGAUGGCACACAGCUUCGGAGGCAUUAUUCAGCGUGAGUUUCUCUACCUUCUCCUCGUGAACCAAGCGGAGAUGCGAGGAAGCUGUGCCCGCCUUUUCGACUCCAUCGUGACCCUGCGCCAGAGACUGCAGCGGCUGCACGUGACCUUUGAGAAUUUCCUGACUGUCGCCACGCCGCACUGUGGUGCAGGAGAGUGUCUUUGGUGGCCAAUUUACUUUGGGGCCUGGUGCCUUGCUCGCAUGAACCUCUGUCAGACCUAUGACGAGCUCAUUCUGUCUGAUGUAAACCGCAUCUUGCAGCGACGCCUCCUUGACGAGCCUCACCUGCGUGUCCUGCAGCUUUUCCGGCGCCGUGUGCUGUUCGCCAACACCCACCGUGACAUUUUCGUCGGCUUCGGCACUUGCUCGCUCAUUUUUGAGAAUGUGCGCACAGACCACACCAAGUUCAUCGGCGUGGUCCCCCGCAUGGCGCACUGCGCUGCAGCCUUUGCGAGCGAGACGAUGGAGGUGUCGAGGGCCAUUCUGCUGCGCUCCUUCGAAGAGUCGGAGGAGGACGAGGCACACGGCCCCGGAAGUGAUGGCUGGUGCAGCACCCAGCGCUCUGCCCCGGUGCGUGCGAGAACCUACACUCUGGAUGACCUUAUUUCUGUUCCCGCGCCUUCGUCAGCUGCUGCUGCCACGAUGGAGCAUCAGGCGUCGCACUCAUCUGCAAACAAGUACCUCGACACUCCGGUGAGCGUCAUGAUGGGUAACUCCGAUAACAGCGAUUUCCUGACAGAAACCCCGCGACCACAGGCUACGUCAUCGUCGGUGUUCGGUUUGACAACGUCGUCCACACCAGGGCUCUCGUCAUACUCCCAGUCACCAAUGCCCGACAGCACCACCGCAACAAGGAAGCAACCCUCCGCCUUCGCCGCAUCGUUGACGAUCGGGAGAACGGCACCGGCACGGGCUAAAGCGACGGUGCGCGUGGAGAAUGUCGCUGUGCCGUGGGCUAAGCUCAUCGACGGGGGCGAUGACACGCCCGACAGUGCCACUGGGUCAACCACAUCUGUGCCAUCGACCGCCGGCUCACUGCUGCCGAGGCCGUCUUCCACACUGAGCCAGCACGGCGGCUCGAUCUCGUCCUUGUCGCCUCUGAGCUAUUUCAUCCAUGGAGGCAGCGGAGCUCCUGCAUGGAGCGAUUCCCGUGACCUUGAUGACAUAGGCUUAAUGACGCCGCCGCGCUGCAGCCGCCGCGCCGUGGCAUCUCUACUGUGCGAUCCUCGCUGGGCCUCCGAGCACGUCCGCAACGUCGCCUUCGCUGCGCACGCCGAGGUGAGGGGGUGGCUGUGGACUUCAACGACUCCGCAGAGAGGCGAGACGUCGGUAUUGGGCGAGUCGAGUGUGGAUGUUGCCAUGACCGCGGAGGGUGUGAUGGGGUUCUCUGACUGCACAUCUCUAGCCGUGCUAGCGUCGUCUCCAGCGGCGCAGUUGGGGAUGUCCGGCGCAGAGGCAGAUGUGCCGCAGUACCGCCGAGCCCCUCGCGCCAUUGCGGCAACCCUGCGCCAAAAACUGAGCUGGCGCGUUCGAGCAAUUCGGCUCAAGAGUAUUCUACCAUCCGGCCACGUCGCCUGUCUCGGCAACUGGGCCUUCUUCGGGCGCUCACCAUCGGUGGUGCAGGCGGUCGCCGAAGAGAUGCUCAUCAUUCUGUAA